Messenger RNA from Aspergillus luchuensis, 2754 nucleotides. Its product is annotated as putative secondary metabolism biosynthetic enzyme. The transcript has 4 exons. Lineage: Eukaryota; Fungi; Ascomycota; Eurotiomycetes; Eurotiales; Aspergillaceae. Bases 1 to 2754 code for a protein of 917 amino acids. The record is from RefSeq and is a predicted model, not a curated record.
AUGCAUGCUCCCGAGACCCCUGCCUCUGCAAGCUCCUCUACUGGACGCUCGGCUUCCGGACAAGUUGAAAUCCUCGACGAUCUGAUCCGACUGCGCGCAGCGGACGCCACCCAGAGUCCGAUACUAGCAUACCCUCGGCAUGAUGAAGCCUUUUCCUAUGCCUAUUUCCGUGGCCGAGACCUAGAUACCAUGACUGAUCGGACCUCGCGAGAGCGGAUGGAGGACGAUAUCGUGCCCACUUGGUUGCAUCGUCAUGAUGCUCUCGUCGCGUUUGUCAGCGGACGCAUGCGUAUCAUUGUUGGAUACCGUUGGGUGCACCACAAUCCCAUACGGUCGCACUCCAACUGUAAGGUCUACUGUCAACAGCGGAAGCCUGUCUUCUGCUCCCCGAUCGGUACCAGCAUGAACCAACCAAUGGAGAAACCGGGACCAGUAAACUUUCCUCUACAAACGGCCAACAUCCGGAAGAGCGACACCGCGGUGAUUCUGCAUUCUUCCGGGUCGACAGGUCUCCCAAAGCCGCUCUAUCUUAGCAACAACGCUUUAGUAUCACAGAUGCGAUACGGUCCGGGUCUCAGCUCCUUUAACUCAUUGCCGUGGUAUCACUUGUACGGCUUGACGACCGCACUCCAGGCCAUGUAUUCCUGCAACACGGCGUUUAUGUGGGACGUGUCACGGCCUUUGACAGCAAACUCGCUGACUCAAGCUUUGGACAUAGCCAAACCCGCAUCCGUCCACUGCGUUCCCUAUACUCUCCAACUGCUGAUCGAGACGCCCAAUGGCAUAGACAGGCGCCGGUCGUGCAAGAUGGCGACCUACGGAGGCGCACCCUGUCCGGGCGAGCUCGGUGAUCUCCUUGUUGCCAAUGGGGUCCGUCUCGGGGGUCUGUUUGGCUCGUUUGGUGGCCGAGUCCAUCUCGCGCCCGAGGACGACCGCGAUUGGAGCUAUCUGCAAUUCUUCGACCGUAUUCAGCGGUUCGCCCGAAUGAAGUGGGUGAGCGGCUCGUUGUACGAGUGUGUCUACCUGCCCGGCCAUCCGAGCCUCAGCGCCUCCAACGCGGACGACGGCUCCUACCAUUCGCGGGACCUUUUCGUCCAGCACCCGACACACCCGAAGCGGUGGAAGUAUGUCGCCCGUCGCGACGACCGUGUCACACUCAUCAACGGUGAAAAGGUGCUACCACAUCCCAUCGAGGGCACUAUCCGCCAACAUCCCCUCGUCGACGAGGCCGUCGUGGUAGGCGUGCAAAAAGCCGAACCGGGGCUGUUGAUCUUCCGCGCAGCCGCCGCCCAAGAUACCCCAGCCGAGGAAGUCCUCGACCACAUCGCCAUGGUGGAAGAGGCCAACGCCCGGGCGGAACAGUUUUCGCGCAUCUCGCGGGCGAUGGUCACCGUGCUGCCGGCAGGGGCGGCCUGCCCGCGGACCGACAAAGGAUUGAUCAUCCGGGCGCAGGUAUACGAUGACUUUGAAGACGACAUCAGCAAGAUGUACAGCCGCUGCCAUGACAGAUCCGGUGCGCUGCAGUUAAGUGUGGACGACACCGCAGCCCAUCUGUUGAGGCGGUGCCAAAACGAACUCCGCCUUCCGAUCAGCACCGUCCACGAAGACUUGUACUCCCAGGGCGUAGACAGUCUUCAGGUUAUCCAACUGCGACGACAAUACUGCAGAGACUUCAAGUUCGCCGACGCCGCAACCGUCCCCCAGAACCUGGUGUACGAGGCGGGGAACAUCUCUCGGCUGGCAGAGCUGAUCUACGCCAUCCAGCACGGCCAGGACACGCAGCACGAGGAUGAAUGGGCCUUGGCGCGCGACUGGGUCGAGCAAUACUCCUCCUUUUCCGGCACCCCAGGCUCGGGCGCUCGGUCGAACGAGAAAGCAGCGAUCUUGACCGGCGCCACCGGAUCGAUCGGCGCGCAUCUGCUCCGGACCUUGCUGGCGGAUGAGACCAUCUCCACCGUGUACUGUCUGACCAGACGGUCGAACCCGCACGACGCGCUCUUCGCCAACUUCCGCCGGAAACAGAUUACCAUCCCGCCCGCCUGGGCCGAACGGAUUGUCGCGCUGCAGAGUGACCUCGCACAAAGCGACCUCGGCGUGGGCGACAAACGCAUGCGCCAGAUGAAGCGAUCGGUGUCCCUCAUCAUCCAUGUCGCCUGGCCGGUGAACUUUACGCUGCCGCUCCCGAGCUUCGAGCCGCACGUCAAAGGCCUUCGCAAUUUGAUCAGUUUCUCCCUGUCCGUCGACGCGCCGGUCCCCGCGUUGCUCCUCUUCUGCUCCUCCGUCUCGACCGCGCUCGCCUCGCCUGCGCCCGAGAUCGAAGAGACCCCAAUGGGGCCGAAUUGCGCGCUGGACAUGGGGUACAGCCGCUCCAAAUUCGUCGGAGAACAGCUGGUCAGCCGCGCCCGGGAAGCAGGAGCCCAUGCUUAUACCGUGCGGAUCGGCCAGGUCUCGGGUCACUCGGAAAGAGGCCUGUGGAAUGACUCGGAAGCCAUUGCCUUGAUGAUCCGGUCCGCCCUGACGCUGGGGGCAUUGCCGGAUCUGGACAUCUCGUGCUCCUGGCUGCCGGUGGAUCACCUCGCCGCCUGUCUGCAGGAGAUCGCUGACGCGUGUCUCACUCGCCGCGAGGCUGGGCUUACCCUCAGCCACCGUGAUGACAGCGUUUACAACUUGGUGAACCCCCGAAGGUUCACCUGGUCGGUCCUGUUGGAGGAACUCAGACGCCCCAUGGACUGGCAUUUCGAACCGUGCCGGUGA